AUCCCCACCAUUUAUCACAGCUCUCGCAACUUUCGGCAAUUGGUGCAGCUCACAGUACAACCAGCCCAGAAGGUUCACCCACCACCACCUCGGCUGGCCUAGCACAUCAUUCACUAACCACCUCCCCGCCUUUGACCACAACAACCAGUGAUAAUGAUAAUAACAUCGAUGCCGGAUUUGAAAGUGAUAGUAUAUCGGUGACAGGAUCACCAAGAAAAUCGUCCUCAAUACACGAGGAUGAUGAACAGAGGAGUACUUCACCACCGUUGAAUCAAAGCGGUGGCGGCAAUGGUGGAGCAUUCACCUCGCUAAUACAACGUAAUCCAGCCUUAAGGAAAACAGAAUUAUUUUCAGGGUUUGCAUCGAAUUUUACACCGCCACAUGCCUUCAAUCCGGCAUUGGCGGCCCAGUUGUUUUUACAAAAUCCCCUGCUGCCACAGCCGAGUCAAUGGUUGUACACGCAGCUGUAUGGGAAUUAUAAUGAAUUUCCAUGGUUUCGAAGUAAUGCUCCCACACAGGCCCAGUCAAUUUUAAAUAGUGGAGUGGAAGCGGCAGCUGCUUCAACGACCGCAACGCCUACAACCAAUUUACCAGGAAAUGCAGAAGCUGCACAUGGUGUCAAUUUAAUAAAACGUUGUGUCACUCUCGUCUCACAUAGUGGUUCGGAAAUGCCGGAUCAAGCGAAAUCGCUUAAUAGUAGUAGUACUCCACCUCCGGUUACAUCUAGUCAAAGAUCUCCAUCGCCUGUGGAAACAAUCGAUUUAGAUGAUGUCAGCAAUACAUCUCGAUCGGCCAGCAGUUCAUAUGGACCCAUACGUUGCCGUACUCCGAAAGCUUCGGAUGUUUGGCGACCCUACUAGCAACUGCGCAAAGCCAUUGGCCAGGCUUUGGGUUUGAG
Molecule: messenger RNA, 898 nt
Organism: Musca vetustissima
Lineage: Eukaryota; Metazoa; Arthropoda; Insecta; Diptera; Muscidae
Exons: 1
Source: RefSeq, a predicted model, not a curated record